AUGGAUACACUACUGAUGAUAUUGAAUUUUACUGGAAUGGAGGAGAAUCAGCAGUAACAGGAGUUAAUAACAUCGAGCUCCCACAAUUUUCUGUUGUUGAUUACAAGAUGGUAUCAAAGAGAGUGGAAUUUACAACAGGAGCGUAUCCUCGAUUAUCACUGAGCUUCCGGCUUAAAAGAAAUAUUGGAUACUUCAUUUUGCAAACCUAUAUGCCUUCCACACUCAUAACAAUUCUGUCAUGGGUAUCUUUUUGGAUCAAUUAUGAUGCUUCUGCAGCCAGAGUUGCUCUAGGAAUCACAACUGUGUUGACCAUGACCACCAUCAGCACCCACCUCAGGGAGACUUUGCCAAAGAUUCCCUAUGUCAAAGCAAUAGAUAUUUACCUGAUGGGAUGCUUCGUGUUUGUAUUCCUGGCCUUGCUGGAAUAUGCCCUUGUAAACUACAUAUUCUUUGGGAAAGGACCCCAACAUCAGAAAAAAGCAGCAGGCAGGGCAGGACAUGCUACAAGCAAGAAGAGCAGACUGGAAACAAAUAGAGUCCAGGUUGAUCCCCAUGGAGUCAUGCUUCUUAACUCACUUGAAGUACGAAAUGACAUCAGCAGUUCAGAUGCGUGCACGAGCCUCCGUGGCAGCCGCGCCACCAUGUACACAUACGACAGUGCCAACCUGCAGUACAGAAGAGCCACUUCCAGCAGAGACCUCUACAGUAGGAGUGCUCUGGACAGGCAAAGGCUUCAUAAGAAAGGACACUUACGAAGGAGGGCAUCUCAGAUCAAAGUCAAAAUCCCUGAUUUGACUGAUGUUAACUUGAUAGACAAGUGGUCCAGAAUGGUCUUUCCCAUCACAUUUAUUCUUUUCAAUGUUGUUUACUGGCUGUAUUAUGUACACUAA
Molecule: messenger RNA, 890 nt
Organism: Nestor notabilis (Kea)
Lineage: Eukaryota; Metazoa; Chordata; Aves; Psittaciformes; Psittacidae
Gene: GABRB1
Product: gamma-aminobutyric acid (GABA) A receptor, beta 1
Exons: 4
Biological process (GO): regulation of membrane potential; monoatomic ion transmembrane transport; nervous system process
Cellular component (GO): membrane; GABA-A receptor complex; synapse
Molecular function (GO): extracellular ligand-gated monoatomic ion channel activity; neurotransmitter receptor activity; GABA-A receptor activity
Source: RefSeq, a predicted model, not a curated record